Messenger RNA from Frankliniella occidentalis (western flower thrips), 1689 nucleotides. RefSeq names its product sorting nexin-16 (gene Snx16). Gene Ontology annotation, cellular component: early endosome; extrinsic component of endosome membrane; late endosome. Lineage: Eukaryota; Metazoa; Arthropoda; Insecta; Thysanoptera; Thripidae. Gene Ontology annotation, biological process: protein targeting to lysosome; early endosome to late endosome transport; endosome to lysosome transport. The record is from RefSeq and is a predicted model, not a curated record. Gene Ontology annotation, molecular function: phosphatidylinositol binding. The transcript has 7 exons. Bases 186 to 989 code for a protein of 267 amino acids.
GAAUAAUCGUUGUUUUUGUCUUUUCUGUCUUCUGUCUGUCAAAAAAAAAAAAAAGAAAAAAGGGAUACACAUGUGUGCUGACAAAUGUUGAUAUGAUGUUUCGAGCUAAAAAUGCAAUUUGAAGAUGAUUGUUUUUAAUUAUUGCACUCAUCAUAUUUGAGAGUUAGUUGUUCACUUCUAUCAUUAUGGACUCCUCUGAGCAUGAAUCAUGUGUUAGUGAAGUCAGCUCAACUAUAUCAAGGCUACGUUUGCAUAACACUCAAAACACCAAAGAACCUAAUGACGACAAAGACUCUUGUCGUAGUACUGUUGUGUCAGAAUCGGCAAGUGGAAGGAAUGUUGAAUGCGAGUUGCCACCUUUCACAAUCCCUCACUCCAGCAUUGCCCAUUCUAAUUUUCAAAUACCAAUAAUAGGAUAUGAAGUCAUGGAGGAGCGGGCUCGAUUUACAGUUUACAAGCUCCGCAUAGAAAACAAAAGUUAUGGAGAUUGUUGGUUUGUUUUCCGAAGAUACACAGACUUUGUUCGCCUUCAUUCCAAGUUGAAACGUGACUUCCCUUCAACAAGCUUGGCUCUUCCUCGAAAGAAGUGGUUUGGCGACAACUUUAAUUCUUCAUUUUUAAAUGAACGUAUUAAGGGGCUACAGGCUUUUAUCAACUCCAUUGUUGAUCAUCCACACAUGAAUGCAUCUCAAAGCGUCCGUGAAUUUUUCUGCCUUGACGAACCACCCUCAUAUGCUGAUACAGUUGAAGAUUCUAGACCAAUUUUUGAUGCAUUAGAGGAAACAAUCUAUCAUCUUCGCUGCCAGUUACGUGAUAAAGAUUGGGAACUACGACAGCUGAAAAAAAAUCUAGAAACAUUCUCUCAUCUAAGGAAUUCUUCUAAGCUUUGUACACAGUGUAAGGAGGAAGUAAAAAAAUGCGUGUUUGACAGUGAACAAGAUUUGACUGCCUCUUUGAAAUCUACAAACACCUUAGUUUUUGAUGUAUGAUGAUUUGUUUUUAAAAGGGCCUUGUUGAUCCUUAUCUUACUUCCUUACUUUGGACCAAAAACUUGUAUAAGCCUUGUCAUGCGGUCACUUUGCUUUUUUAAAAUACAAAUACACACCCUUAAUAUAAUAAGUGUACAGGUAUAUUUUUGUAAUGUUUCUCGUUUAUUUUAUGCAGUUUGUUAUUGUCUUAGAUUAUAGUUCAAAUUAUUGUUGGUAUUAUUUAAAUAUUUUUUGCCCUAGUGGCUUUUGAUAUUCAAAAUUUCUUUGCAUAUAUAGAGUACAUGAAAUCUACCUACUACUUAAGGUGUUUGACCAAAAUAUUUGACUCAGCAUUUUGUUCAAUUGUUAUUUUCAUACUUACAUAUUCUUUCCUACAAAAAGUAAUAAAUAACCUUUCAUAUCCUGUAUUAGCAUUUACACAGUGUUGAGAAAAGAAAUUUUGUUGUAACUGAGGAAGAUUAAUGUUCUAUAUCUGUUAUUAUCUUGUGCCUUUCGAUGUGUUAUCCGAACCCAAGGAACUAAAUGAAUUCUAUCAAUCUUUAAUGUCCUUGAUAUGGACCUGGGGAAACCUAUGUGAUUUCUAUGAGUGAUAGGGUAUAUUUUGGAGCAAUUGUUCGUUAUUUUGUAAAUAUUAAGUUAAAUAUUUUUAUUACCCUUUAUCGUAUCUUUUGCCUAAUAAAAAUGGAUAUUAUCCACGGAA